CAACAGUAUCAGUAUCAGUAGCAGUAGCAGUCAAAACAAAAGUGCCGAAGUCUGGUUCGCAUCAUAAUACAUAAUCUGUAAUUCUUCUACACUAGGGCUCUUAAAUGAUGCAAUUAGUCAUCUAACGAAAUGCGCUCUCCAGAAGGGCCGUGCUUAGUUUGUUGUGAUUAAUCGCGAAUAAUCAGUGCGCCAGUGAUACAGUGUCGCAGCAAAGUGAUUCGUUUUCUUCCUUAUUUUCCACCCCCAUUCGAAUUACGUUUUUAGUAGUUUUUUACCUUUAAGUAACAAUUAAAAUGUCUCAGCUUUACUUGCUACCGAUUUCGGUGUUUCUACUGUUUAACUUCACCUUCAUCGGAACCUAUAUAGCGGCUGUUCUACAAGGCCAUGUGGUACCCACGGUGCCGUACAUUUCGGACGCCGCUACCUAUUCCCCGGAAAGUUGCGUCUUCGGGCAGCUGAUAAGCAUUGGCUGUGUUCUGCUGGGAAUCACCAUCUACGUUCGCUUCCGACAGAUUCAGGAAAUCGCGCUACGACAUGCCGACGUUCAACGGGUUGUUGAACGUCUGAAUGCCAGAGCCUUUUGGGUCGGAAUGGGGUCCUGUUUGGGUGUCAGUAUGGUGGGAAACUUUCAGGAGACUAAUGUACGAAUAGUGCAUUACAUUGGAGCGUUUUUAGCCUUCGGUUUGGGUACGGUUUACUACUGGAUGCAAGCUUAUGUUAGCUAUCACCUCCAACCGUACAUCGGAUCGAUGGUGAAGGCUCAUAUCCGGCUUGCCAUUGCGGUGCUGUGCACCAUCUUUUUCAUCAUCGUUUCCGUCACCGGAAUCAUUUCACAUAUCCUAUUUGAUGGAACUGAUCCACGCAAGUGGUACCCCUCGGAUGGAGGAUGGGAAUACCACGUGGCCAGCUCUAUCUCGGAGUGGAUCGUUGCAACCGCUUUCUGUUUCUACAUUCUAACCUUCACUGAUGAGUUCCGAGUGAUGCAACUCGAGCAUCCUCCGCUCAUUUUCAUUGAAGUUGAGGGUAGCCAGUAUUACGAACCGGUGAUCAACGAGCCAAUCAGUACCGUCUCGUGAUGUGAUUCCCCAGACCACCAGCCAAACUCAUCGCGACCUAUAUCACCAGCACUUACCAAGCUUCCCCACUGCAGGCUUCCAUCACCACCGACCACCUACAACGUCCGUAAAAUACAACGAUCGCUUAGUCUGCCAAAUCUUAACCUACAGCACCGGCCACGGCCGAGCCAACCUGCGGUACUAUGUGACGGUUUGAACUGCAUCAUCAAUAUCAGAAACUCCUUCCACAGCCGGGGAAUCGAAACUUCCAACAGUGGACUACUCGAUGACCAGCAAGAACUACUAGACGACUUUGACCCGCUUGAUUUGUGCUCUUCCGAGCUGGAACUGUACGAGUUGGUUCGCGACAAGCUGGACCCCCGGAAGAUCGCUUCGCUCUCGAUGUCGCUGAUGCUGGUCGCCAUCUUGGAGGCCCUGCACACGUUGACCGUCUUCUUCAGCGACAACUUCAAUCGGCAUAGUUAUCUGUAGAGCCUCCUACCUCUUUUCUUUCUCUCAAUUUCCUUAAUUCAUUAAUUUGUCGUUGACGAUAUUUAGUUUUUAAACAAGACUGGGAUAACCUAGAGUGUAAUUGUGUUGAAAAAAUGAAUAAAUAAAUAAAUGAGUACAUAUUUA
Wyeomyia smithii (pitcher-plant mosquito) is the source of this 1691-nucleotide messenger RNA. Its product is annotated as DNA damage-regulated autophagy modulator protein 1. The transcript is spliced from 5 exons. Lineage: Eukaryota; Metazoa; Arthropoda; Insecta; Diptera; Culicidae. The record is from RefSeq and is a predicted model, not a curated record. Bases 294 to 1076 code for a protein of 260 amino acids.